UGUUUGUUGCACGGCCUGUAAACUGUCGCAUCUCCUGCGACAAAAUUGUGUGUAUAUAAAUAGAAAAUUGGCUGCAAAGACUUCAAUUUCCUGAGUAGAGGCAGCCAUGACCGAUAGGUCCCAGUACCCAACAUUCCCAGUAACUACAAUUGCAACCAAGUAUAAUGAAUAUUUUGGGAAAUUAUGUUAAAAUAGAGAGGAGAGUCGCUGUUCAGACCCCAGGGCCACGUCUACUGCAUCAUCAUGUAGUUACAUACCUUACCACAGCAAACCCUAAACAGGGCAACGUCUCUGAAGGAAAUCUAAGAACCUAUGGCGCAAAACUGUGGGAAAGUAGAAAGAGGAACCUAAACUUCUCCUACAGGGAGAUAGAAAUAUUAGUUGAUGAGGUUGUUGAAAGAUAUGACAUCUUAUUAGGCCGUCUAGCACGGCGAACACCUCUGUCACAGAAAACCUACAUAUGGAAAGGUAUUUUAAAGAAAGCAAAUGCUGUGGGGGUGGAAUGCCGUACUGUGAAGUGUCUUAAAAAGAAAUGGUAUCAUUUAAGAAGACACACCAAGCAGAAAUUGGAGAGAAUUAGAGAAUAUGCAGAAAAAACAGGGGAAAGUCCCCAAGCAAAUCUAAAAUUAGAUGGCGUAAAAAAAAAUCAGAAAAAAUUGAGGGAAUUGGCAAUUUUGAUCUGAUGGUUUGCG
Molecule: messenger RNA, 692 nt
Organism: Hyla sarda
Lineage: Eukaryota; Metazoa; Chordata; Amphibia; Anura; Hylidae
Product: nuclear apoptosis-inducing factor 1-like
Exons: 2
Coding region: 165-683 (172 amino acids)
Cellular component (GO): nucleus
Source: RefSeq, a predicted model, not a curated record